Penicillium crustosum is the source of this 2073-nucleotide messenger RNA. Its product is annotated as acetyl/propionyl/methylcrotonyl-CoA carboxylase subunit alpha. The transcript is spliced from 6 exons. Gene Ontology annotation, cellular component: mitochondrion. NCBI's taxonomy places the organism in Eukaryota, Fungi, Ascomycota, Eurotiomycetes, Eurotiales, Aspergillaceae. Gene Ontology annotation, molecular function: methylcrotonoyl-CoA carboxylase activity; ATP binding; metal ion binding. The record is from RefSeq and is a predicted model, not a curated record. Bases 1 to 2073 code for a protein of 690 amino acids.
AUGACCCUCUCAUCCCUUCUCCGCAUUACCCCCCGCUUAACCCCGACCGCGGCCCGCAGAACAUCGCGAGCUAUAUCAUCGGCCGCUAACACAUCAAAUACAACCAAAUCGCUGGACUCAAUUCUUAUCGCCAAUCGAGGAGAAAUUGCUUUACGAGUUGGACGCACUGCCGCGGAGCGUGGUAUCCGCGUAACAACACUCUACACCGAUCCGGAUAGCCGAGCUCAACAUGCCUUGAGCUCCCCCUUCGCUUUUAAUUUGGGGUCGGUGUCGGCGUACCUCGACGGUGAUAGGAUUAUUGAGAUUGCAAAGAAAGAAGGGUGUCAGGCAAUACACCCUGGCUAUGGCUUUUUGAGUGAGAACUCUGCAUUUGCGCGAAAAUGUACGGAGGCAGGACUGGUCUUCAUUGGCCCGCCGUAUAAGGCCAUUGAGGAUAUGGGCGAUAAGAGUCGUUCCAAGGAGAUCAUGACAGCUGCCGGUGUACCAUGCGUCCCAGGCUACCACGGACACAAUCAAGACCCUGCCUUCCUCGAGGAGCAGGCGGACCAGAUCACAUACCCAGUGCUUAUUAAAGCCGUCAAAGGAGGUGGUGGAAAGGGAAUGCGUAUCGCCAGUUCCAAAGCGGUGUUUCAAGCUCAGCUUGAAUCGGCCAAGUCAGAGGCCAUGAGCUCAUUUGGAGAUGACAAUGUGCUGGUGGAGAAGUAUAUCACCACGCCGCGGCACAUUGAAGUCCAAGUAUUUGCAGACAAGCAUGGCAACUCCGUCGCACUAGGAGAGCGAGACUGCAGUAUUCAACGGCGACACCAGAAGGUUCUAGAGGAAUCCCCGGCGCCUCAUCUCCCUGAUGCAACUAGAAAGGACCUCUGGGCAAAGGCACGAUCCGCUGCCGAGGCCGUCGGCUAUGAAGGUGCUGGUACAGUGGAGUUCAUUUUUGACAAUGACUCUGGAGAUUUCUACUUUAUGGAAAUGAACACCCGUCUCCAGGUCGAGCAUCCCGUGACUGAAAUGGUCACAGGACAGGACCUUGUCCACUGGCAAAUUCUGGUGGCCGAAGGAGCCAAGCUGCCCCUUACGCAAGAAGAAGUGGAAGAGCGUAUCGCUCAGAGUGGUCAUGGUAUCGAGGCCCGAAUCUACGCCGAAAACCCAGCGCAGGGAUUCAUCCCUGACUCAGGACGUCUACUCCAUGUGCGAACGCCCACUACUUCAGAUGAUAUCCGCAUUGACGCUGGCUUUGUGCAAGGAGAUGAUGUCUCAGCCCACUAUGAUCCCAUGAUCGCGAAGCUUAUCGUACGCGGUGUAGAUCGUGAGGAGGCUCUCCGCAAGCUAGCUGCUGCUCUGGAGGAGUAUGAAGUCGCAGGACCCGUGACCAACAUAGAAUUCCUAAAGGCCAUCUGCAAGAGCCCGGAUUUUAUCGCUGGUGAGGUUGAAACUGGCUACAUUGAGAAGCACCGUGAAGAGCUCUUCCCCCGAAGACCAUUGAAGAGGAGGUGCUGGCGCAGGUCGCAUUGGCCUGUCUUCAUCGCGACGCCGUCUCAGGGGCGCGAUCCUCAGUCGGAGUUGCAGGAUCAACGUGGCCCAGGGUCUACUGACGGCCCCACGUUCAAUGUGCGGGUGCAGCAGACAGCAGAUGACACAUUCAAUGUGGAAAUCGGCGGACGAGUCUUUGAGCAGGUGGUGAGCCGCCUAGAUCCAGCGUCACACAUUGUCACAUCGUUCUUCCCGCACACCCGAUUGGAUACAACAGUGGUUCGAGACGAGGACACUAUUAUCGCAUUCCAGCGUGGGACCCAGUACCGGCUCACAGUGCCCCGGGCUAAGUGGAUGGAGAAGGCAUUGGGAUUGAAGGAUGUGACAAACAGCGUCCUAGCCCCGAUGCCAUGCAAGGUGCUCCGGGUAGAGGUACAGGCGGGAGAUGUGGUGGAGAAAGACCAGCCCUUGGUUGUUAUUGAGAGCAUGAAGAUGGAGACGGUGAUUCGCAGCCCACAACAGGGUACCAUUGCGCGGAUCGUGCAUAAACAAGGAGAUCAAUGUAAAAGUGGAACACCGCUGGUGGAAUUCACCGAGUCCGAAUAG